Messenger RNA from Cloeon dipterum, 2812 nucleotides. Its product is annotated as solute carrier organic anion transporter family member 74D-like. The record is from RefSeq and is a predicted model, not a curated record. Gene Ontology annotation, molecular function: protein binding. NCBI's taxonomy places the organism in Eukaryota, Metazoa, Arthropoda, Insecta, Ephemeroptera, Baetidae. Gene Ontology annotation, cellular component: plasma membrane. Gene Ontology annotation, biological process: sodium-independent organic anion transport; transmembrane transport.
UAGAAUCCGCGAGCCAGCUCGGGUGCCUUGGGUUAAUAGGCGCGGGCGCUGCGUCACCCGACGGCGUAUUUAUGUGCGUGCAAUAUGGAUUGUUAUCUGAAGCGGAGAUUGUCCUCUGAAGAUAGAAAGAUACACGUCGAGGCGCAGAGCGGAGGCUGGGGAGCAGUUGUCGACGCAGCACGCUUUUUUGGCCGGUGGCUUGGAAAUUGGCGCUCAUCAGGCAUGAAGUCGCCCCCCAAGAUGCAGCAGCAGGAGCAGGACCAGGAGCAACAACAGCCCUGGCUGGCCGACGACGACGCCGAGGACGCCGAAGCCGACACCCGCUGCGGCAUCGGGCCGUGCAAGAGGCUCGAGUUCUUCAACAAGUAUUUCGCCAAUAAAAACACGUUCAUCUUAGUGUACGGAGUGCUCGGCUGCAUUUACGGGUCCACCUACGCCUACUCGAACGCGACCCUUUCCACCAUAGAAAAGAGAUUUAAGAUUCCCAGCAAAGUCACAGGUGUGAUAUCAGUGGGAAAUGAUAUCAGUUCACUGUUUGUUGCUGGCCUGCUUGGCUACUACGCCGGCAAAGGUCACAGGCCAAGGUGGAUGGCCGUGGGCAUCUUUUGUGUGGCCAUGUUCUGUUUCAUCACCCUGCUGCCACACCUAAUCUGGGGUCCUGGCGAGGACGCCCUCGGCCUCACCCUUGAGGAAGGCGGAGUCGGCGACUCAACAGACUAUGACGUCCAAUUAAUCAUGAAACGCAAAACCCUCUGUCGGGCGGGUUUGAACGACAGCUUGGCGGGCGCUGAAUGCUACACGCCGGGAAACACGGAAGAGAGCGGCAUCGCGCCGGCCUUCCUGCUCUUCCUGGCGCAGUUCAUCUCGGGCAUCGGCGGCUCCCUUUACUAUACGCUGGGCACCUCGUACAUGGACGACAACAUCAAGAGGUCGAAAACGCCGGCCCUCGUCAGCGUGACCUACUUCAUGAAGAUGCUGGGUCCGGCAGUGGGCUACUCGCUCGCCUCGUUCUUCCUCAAAGUGUACAUCGCGCCCGAUUUGACCCCGAGCAUCACCAACACGGACCCCAGGUGGCUGGGGGCCUGGUGGGCCGGCUGGGCCGUGCUCGGCAGCCUGCUCUUGGUGAUGGCCUUCCUCAUCUCCAUGUUUCCGCAGACCAUGCCCCGCACGAUCAUCCGGCGCCGCGAGGCCAGGGCCAGGGGCGAAAAGGUCGAGCAGAGCGCCAGCAGUGAAAAAGCAUCGCUCUCGGACAUGAUCGACACCGUGAAACGACUUCUGAAAAACAAGAUCUACAUGUGCAACACUCUAGCAGCAAUAUUCUACAUGUUCGGCUUCAUGCCGUUUUGGAUGUACACGCCAAAAUACAUUGAAGUGCAGUACAGAGUGUCUGCAGCAAGGGCCAGCUUCUUCACUGGUUCCGUUGGACUCGUCUUCUCCGCGUUUGGGAUCUUGAUAUCGGGAUUCGUGAUCACGAAAUUCAAGCCGAGCGCCCGAUGUCUCGCCUUGUGGAACGUGUUCGUUUCCAUUAUCGCGGUGUGCGCGACGAUAACCUACCCCUUCCUCGGCUGCAACGAGAGCGACUUGCAAAGCAGGCAGAUGGUGCUGCACAAGGAUGAAGUGCAACAGGCGUGCAACCUGAAUUGCGACUGCGACUUCGUCAAAUACUCUCCAGUCUGCUCCGAGGACGGGCAGACCACCUUCAUUUCGGCUUGCCACGCCGGUUGCAGAGAUUUUGUGAUGGAAGAUAACAAAAAAAUUUUCACCGACUGCUCUUGCAUCCCAUCGCCGAUCGGAGCAGCGGCUUUUCAACUCAGCGAGGACUCGAUUGAAGUGUCCAACUUUUCCGUCCAGGACCUUGCGUCCAACAACGACUCGGUGUUGACCACGAGCACACCGAGCUCAAUCCUCAGCAAUCUGCCUCAAUUUAUGGGUGGAAGAGCCUUUUCAGGACCUUGUCCUGUCGACUGCACCUUUAUGUUUUACUCCUACAUCGCCCUGGUGUGCCUCCUAAAGUUCACGGGAGCGUCUGGCAGGACCAGCAACUUUUUGGUUUCAGUCAGGUGUGUAUCAGAAAGAGACAAGGCGACGUCACUAGGUUUCGGAAUGAUGCUAUUUAGCUUCUUCGUGUUCAUUCCUUCUCCGAUCAUUUUCGGUUACAUAAUCGACAGCACGUGUGUCGUGUGGGGCAAGACGUGCACUCGGAAGGGCAACUGCUGGCUCUACGAGGGAGAGUCGAUGCGCUUCAUCAUGAAUUUCACGGCCGCAGUGUUUGUCGCGAUUGGAACGUUGUUCGACGUCGGCACGUGGUACUACGUGAAAAAUCUGCAAAUCUUCGAGGCCAACCGGGACGAAAACAUGGGCACAAAAGAGGAGCGGGAGCUGAUUAAUGUACAAAGGGCUGAUAAUGGAGAGCUCGCCAAGCCAAUAAGUGCCGCCGACCACGCGGAUAGCGAGUGAAGCGAGUACCAAUUUACGAGGGAAAACACCCGUUCGUGAUCGAUUUCUCAACACACUUCCGUGAUGCCCGCAGUGAGGAAAUAAAAAAAGAAGAAAAUUCGCUAAUUCGCAUAUUUUUUCUCACUGACAUAUGAUUCGAAGUGUAAGGAAAGUGCUCAGUACUUGGUAGCUGGAUAAGAAGAAACAUUCUAAACACGGGAAAACACGCUCAGUUGCUCUCGUCAGUAUUUUGACCGGAUAAUUUGAUUGUGAUAAGAUUUUUGUGCCUCGUAUCUUUAUACAAAUUUAAAAUAGUGUUGUUGUUAAUUAUUACCAACGUAUUGUAAAAUAUACCCAAAAUAAAAUAUACAUCGUA